AGGGAAGAUGAUUCCAGCGGAGUUUGAGAAGCAAGUACAGAGAGCCAAAGAUGAGGGAGCGUUGCCCUUCAUGGUGAACGCCACAGCAGGGACCACCGUACUAGGGGCCUUCGACCCGCUGGAGGAGAUAGCUGACAUCUGUGAACGACACAAUCUAUGGAUGCAUGUAGAUGCAUGUUGGGGAGGAGGAGCCCUGAUGUCUAAGAAACACAGAUACCUGCUACAGGGCAUUCACAGAGCCAACUCAGUGGCAUGGAAUCCUCACAAGAUGUUGAUGGCUGGUCUACAGUGCUGUGCAUUCAUGGUUCGGGACAAAACGAAUCUUCUCCAGCGGUGUCACUCGGCCCAGGCCUCCUACCUCUUCCAGCAGGAUAAGUUCUAUGACGUCAGCUAUGACACGGGAGACAAGUCCAUACAGUGUAGCCGCAAACCCGACGCCUUCAAGUUCUGGCUGAUGUGGAAAGCCAUCGGUACCAAGGGUCUGGAAGAGAGAGUGGACAGAGCCCUCGCUAUGGCCAGAUAUCUGGCAGAGGAGAUCAAGAAGAGAGAUGGAUUCCGUCUUGUGAUGGAGCCUGAGUACACCAACGUCUGUUUCUGGUACAUUCCUCCCAGUCUGAGGGACAUGACUGAUGGACCUGAGUUCUGGAAAAAGGUCCAUGCGGUGGCGCCAGUGGUUAAGGAGCGCAUGAUGAAGAAGGGCUCUAUGAUGGUAGGCUACCAGCCCCAUGGAGACAAGGCUAACUUCUUCAGACAGAUCAUCAUUAGCCCUCAGGUCAGCAGACAAGACAUGGACUUCCUGCUGGACCAAAUACACAGCCUGGGGAUGGACUUAUGAUCCCACAGAGAAUACCUACAGAAUGGCACCCUAUUCCCUCAAUGAGCCCUGGUCUAAAGUAGGGCACUAUACAGGGAAUAGGGUACCAUUUUGAACAAAGCCCAUGGGUCAUGAAACAGGAGAUCAUGUUUUGAAACUGAGUGAAACGGAAGAGGUGGUACCCCAAACGUCCUAUAAAAAGUUUCCAAACGUCCUAUAAGAAGUUUCCAAACGUCCUAUAAGAAGUUUCCAAACGUCCUAUAAGAAGUUUCCAAACGUCCUAUAAGAAGUUUCCAAACGUCCUAUAAGAAGUUUCCAAACGUCCUAUAAGAAGUUUCAAAAACGUCCUAUAAGAAGUUUCCAAAACGUCCUAUAAGAAGUUUCCAAACAUCCUAUAAGAAGUUUCCAAACAUCCUAUAAGAAGUUUCCAAACGUCCUAUAAGAAGUUUCCAAACGUCCUAUAAGUUUCCAAACAUCCUAUAAGAAGUUUCCAAACAUCCUAUAAGAAGUUUCCAAAACGUCCUAUAAGAAGUUUCCAAACGUCCUAUAAGAAGUUUCCAAACGUCCUAUAAGAAGUUUCCAAACGUCCUAUAAGAAGUUUCCAAACGUCCUAUAAGAAGUUUCAAAAACGUCCUAUAAGAAGUUUCCAAAACGUCCUAUAAGAAGUUUCCAAACGUCCUAUAAGAAGUUUCCAAACGUCCUAUAAGAAGUUUCCAAAACGUCCUAUAAGAAGUUUCCAAAACGUCCUAUAAGAAGUUUCCAAAACGUCCUAUAAGAAGUUUCCAAAACGUCCUAUAAGAAGUUUCCAAACGUCCUAUAAGAAGUUUCCAAAACGUCCUAUAAGAAGUUUCCAAAAUGUCCUAUAAGAAGUUUCCAAAACGUCCUAUAAGAAGUUUCCAAACGUCCUAUAAGAAGUUUCCAAACGUCCUAUAAGAAGUUUCCAAACGUCCUAUAAGAAGUUUCCAAAACAUCCUAUAAGAAGUUUCCAAACGUCCUAUAAGAAGUUUCCAAACGUCCUAUAAGAAGUUUCCAAACGUCCUAUAAGAAGUUUCCAAAACGUCCUAUAAGAAGUUUCCAAAACGUCCUAUAAGAAGUUUCCAAAACGUCGUAUAAGAAGUUUCCAAAACGUCCUAUAAGAAGUUUCCAAACGUCCUAUAAGAAGUUUCCAAACGUCCUAUAAGAAGUUUCCAAACGUCCUAUAAGAAGUUUCCAAACGUCCUAUAAGAAGUUUCCAAACGUCCUAUAAGAAGUUUCCAAACGUCCUAUAAGAAGUUUCCAAACGUCCUAUAAGAAGUUUCCAAACGUCCUAUAAGAAGUUUCCAAACGUCCUAUAAGAAGUUUCCAAACGUCCUAUAAGAAGUUUCCAAACGUCCUAUAAGAAGUUUCCAAACGUCCUAUAAGAAGUUUCCAAACGUCCUAUAAGAAGUUUCCAAACGUCCUAUAAGAAGUUUCCAAACGUCCUAUAAGAAGUUUCCAAACGUCCUAUAAGAAGUUUCCAAACGUCCUAUAAGAAGUUUCCAAACGUCCUAUAAGAAGUUUCCAAACGUCCUAUAAGAAGUUUCCAAACGUCCUAUAAGAAGUUUCCAAACGUCCCAUAAGAAGUUUCCAAACGUCCUAUAAGAAGUUUCCAAAACGUCCUAUAAGAAGUUUCCAAACAUCCUUUAAGAAGUUUGUGAACUUGUUCUCUUAUUUGGUGCCCCAGGGUUGUUUCCGAAGCCUCAGCGUAUCAUCCUUCCAUUGCCCGUCUCCAUAAAGUGCUCCAAUGAGUUCCUGUUCCUUCUGCUCACUAUCGAUUCCAUUUGUAAUUCUGAGGACAGGCAGUGUGUCAGUCCACGAGACUGAGACACAGUAGCUUGUUGACGGUUUGAGGGCUCAACCUCUUUAUUGGAACCAAUUUCAGAUCAAUAAAAAACUCAAUGUCAAUAUCCUUUAUGUUAAUGUGCUUUUUUAGGGUAAUAUAUCAUACUGUUAUAUUAAAAGGGUUAUAUAUCAUACUGUUAUAUUAAAAGGGUAAUAUAUAAUAUAAUAUAAUAUAACUGCUUGUUAGAAAACAAGGCGUGCAACUUUUAGUAAAAGUUGAAAUAUUUGAAGAGAUUUUAGGAGAUACGAUUUUAAGCGAUACCGAUUGAUUGUAAGAGAUUUAUAUAAUAUUAAAAUAUGUAUAUUACUUGAUGAGAUUAAUAUAUAAUCUUUAGAGAAUAGUGAUGAUGUCAGGGAAGAGCUUUAAAUGUAUUUUAGUUCUUUAGUUCUGGAUUUUCUCUUUUGAAGAAUUUUCUUCCACACGCAUUAACUUUUAUGAUUUUAAAAUAAUUUUCAAAAAGAAAUGUAGCACACCUAGUGCUUGGAUACUGUGAGUCCACCUACGUGAAUCAGACAGAUCUUAAAAUGGCUUCCGUUGUUCUGUUUUAUAAUCGGUUUUUUCUUCAGCAACACGUUACUUAAAGCCAACAGAUGAAAUGCUUUCUUACUUGUUUUAAACGGACUCAAAAUGCCUGUUGUUCAGUCAUUACUACGAGACGAUAAUAAGACGAUUUAAGUGGUCAAACCAGUCUUAAUGCAUUACAGCUGCUUUAUAAUGCGUCAUACCAGCUUUAUAAUGCAUCAUACCAGCUUUUUAAUGCAUUAUAACAGCUUUAUAAUGCAUUAUACCAGCUUUAUAAUGCAUUAUACCAGCUUUAUAAUGCAUCAUACCAGCUUUAUAAUGCAUCAUACCAGCUUUAUAAUGCAUCAUACCAGCUUUAUAAUGCAUCAUACCAGCUUUAUAAUGCAUCAUACCAGUUGGCUUAAAAGGAAGGUGUUUUUUUUUGGUAGCUUGCCAUCAAAGAGAAUGGUGUUUACUUUAAACAUGUAUGGAGUUCUGUGUACAAUACUAGGAUACAUGCAUUCUGUAGUAUACAUCAUAUCGUAUUCUUGCAAGACAUUCUGUUUUCUCUUGUUGUUUUGUUUUGUUCCAAUAGCAUUUUGUUCAGAUAUGUUGUCUGAAAAAAGCCUGUAUGUGGGAUUUUUUUUUGUCGAUGGUUCAGCACCAAUGAGGUUUCACUGAGAAUGAUUUAUUUUCUUUAUCAGUGAAAAUAAAACCAUUUGUUUACUGAA
Messenger RNA from Salvelinus namaycush (lake trout), 3907 nucleotides. Its product is annotated as acidic amino acid decarboxylase GADL1-like. The record is from RefSeq and is a predicted model, not a curated record. Gene Ontology annotation, molecular function: carboxy-lyase activity; pyridoxal phosphate binding. Gene Ontology annotation, cellular component: cytoplasm. The transcript is spliced from 7 exons. Gene Ontology annotation, biological process: carboxylic acid metabolic process. The annotation marks the transcript as partial. Lineage: Eukaryota; Metazoa; Chordata; Actinopteri; Salmoniformes; Salmonidae.